This is a messenger RNA of Glossina fuscipes, 7165 nucleotides long. RefSeq names its product homeotic protein spalt-major. Gene Ontology annotation, molecular function: RNA polymerase II cis-regulatory region sequence-specific DNA binding; DNA-binding transcription factor activity, RNA polymerase II-specific. Gene Ontology annotation, biological process: regulation of transcription by RNA polymerase II. Gene Ontology annotation, cellular component: nucleus. The record is from RefSeq and is a predicted model, not a curated record. Lineage: Eukaryota; Metazoa; Arthropoda; Insecta; Diptera; Glossinidae.
AAAAAUUUUGAGAAGAAAACGAAGAAAAGUUUCACCAAAAAUUUAUUCAAAAUAAAAAAAUAAUUCCGUCUAAAAUCAGAAACAAUUAUCUGUUUUUCGUUACGAUUUGCUUUUAACAUGUAAAAAAUUUGCAAUGAAUUUAUCAUCGCUGUCAUCCAUUGUGUAGCGAUAAUUUUAAUAAAAAAAAAAAAAAGAUUUUUACCAACAUUUUUUCUUAAGCAAUUGUUUUCAUUUUUUUUUAUUUUUUUUCGGUAAAAUUCAUUACAAUAAAACAACCAAAAAUUUGGCUUUGUUUUCGGCAGUGAGUGUGUUUUGCGAAAUUUUUGGACACAAUUUUUUUUGUUUCUUUUUUCUUAUAAAUUUGAUAAAAAUAUAUAUAUAAUUAUUUUUGGUUUACCAAAAAAAAAAAUAAAGAAAAAAAGGAAAAAAUUUAAGAAGCAUCUGUUUAUUGAAAGCGCUGCUGCUUGUUGCUCACUUUUCUUUAGAUGAAAAAUAUUUUGUCAACUGUUUUGUGUGAAAUGAGAAGUGAUUUUAAAGAUAGUCAUCAAGAAACCAUCAAUAAAAUGAUACAAUUUGGUACCGUCAAGUAUGGUAUUGUUAAGCAAUUAAAAGAUCGGGCUAAAAGUACAGAUAAAGAUAACGUUAGUGAUCAGGAAGAAAAUGGCGCUUGUUCGCCCAUAGCUGCUGUACCUGCAGUGAACGAUGAAAACUCACGUAAUGACAAUAUAACCGAUUUAACUUGUGCUGAAGAAAACCUCAAUGAUAAUUCCGCAGAAGCUAAUGUCAACAGUGAUAUACAGUGUUCUUCGCUUGAUGCCCCCGAAAAUCAAAACCACGUCAAUAACAUUGUAAUGUCUGAGGUUGAACAGCAGCUACUGCAAGUGCAAUCUCCUAAAUCCGAACCAGAAUAUAACGAAAUAAGUGCUGUUACACAACAACAGCGAUCUUCAGACAUAGAUUCUAGUUUAAACGUGAAACCUUCUUCCCCCAUCAUAUCUGAUUUGCAUAAAUGCAAAGAGCCUUUGAAUAAGCUUCAAGGCAGUAGUGAAGAAUUAGCUGAAUUGCAAGCUCAAGAUACUGAAGCCGACGUCAUGUGUCAUACAAGAACGUCUACUCAGGCACAAGAUGCGACUGAAAAGACUUCCGCGGAACAAGUCGAAGACGAGGAUAUAUCGGAUAAUCGUGAUAAAUUAGAAAGCAAGGAUACUGAAGUAGACGCUCCUCAAAGUGACACGUCUCCUAGUACGCCAUCUUUACAAGCCAAUUUACCUGCUGGAUUGCCACCGCAAUUUGGUGCUACGCCAGUUACAUUAGAAGCUAUCCAGAAUAUGCAAAUGGCCAUUGCUCAGUUCGCUGCCAAAACUAUUGCAAAUGGGGCUUCUGGUCAAGACAAUGAAGCGGCCAUGAAGCAGUUGGCUUUCCUGCAACAGACUUUAUUUAAUUUGCAACAACAGCAAUUAUUUCAAAUUCAGUUAAUUCAACAGUUGCAAUCACAGUUGGCGAUGAACCAAAGUAAGGGGAGUGAAAAUGUUGCGGAUGAAGUAGAUGAUGAAGAGGAAGAGGAGCGUGAAAAUGGGGAAGAAGACACCUACGAAGAAGAAGAGCGUAUCGCUCAACUGGAAUUGCGUCAAAAGGCCGAGGCUCGUAUGGCGGAAGAUAAAGCGCGACAGCAUUUGAUUAAUGCUGGAAUUCCAUUAGAAUCCCUAAAACGUAAGCGUGAAAUUGAUGGCGAAGUGCAAGAUGACGAGAGACCUGCAAAUCGCCGCAUAAGUAUUGACGGCAAUAUUAAAAGUGUAGGGUCUACUAUGGACUCUUUAAUGAAAUUUAAGGAUAUCGAAAACCGGCCUUUGCCGUUUGGUUCGGAUUUAGCUUCAUCCAUUAUUACGAAUCAUGAUGACUUACCUGAACCGAACUCCUUGGAAAUGCUGCAGAAGAGAGCUCAGGAAGUUUUAGACUCGGCGUCACAAGGCAUCCUGGCCAAUAAUAUGGCUGAUGAUUUUGCUUUCAAAGAUAAAAAUGGUGAUGGUAAAAAUCGUAAUGAACCGUUUUUCAAACAUAGAUGUCGCUACUGUGGUAAAGUUUUCGGGUCCGACUCAGCUCUGCAAAUUCAUAUACGUUCCCAUACCGGCGAGAGGCCGUUCAAGUGCAAUGUUUGUGGUAGUCGCUUUACCACCAAAGGCAAUCUGAAAGUUCAUUUCCAGAGACAUGCUCAUAAAUUUCCCCAUGUUCCCAUGAACGCUACUCCUAUACCGGAACACUUAGAUAAAUUUCAUCCCCCUCUGCUAGACCAAAUGUCGCCGGAUAGUUCGCCAUCUCAUACACCAGCAGCUAUGCCACAACAAAUGCCCAGUCAAGUGCCCCCAGUAUCUUUGCCGCUUACCUUUCCAAGUUCAUCAAGUACAUUUCCAAGCCUACCGGGUCUGUAUAGACCGCCAAUGGAAAUCCUUAAGUCGUUAAGUUCUACAGGUACGUCGGGAUUUCACAAUCCAUUUUUUCCUCAAAUACCACCAAGCCUCAGUGAAGGAAGUGCGGUAGCUGCAGCAGCUGUGCAAGCUCAGGCUGCGGCCCAAGCUGCACUACGUAAAAAUCUUCAAGAAACACCCACUGAUUUAAGUAAGACUUUAGCGCCUAAGUCGCCCGAAUUGGCUAAAGUUAAAACAGAAGCUUUGACUGAGAAAGAAGACAACGCAGAAAAAAGUGACUCACAAGCUGAUAUGGAAGUGGAAGAUGAUAAGUCGCCUUCUUUGGCAGUGAAAAUAAAGGAAGAAAAAAUAGAGUGCGAAACGGAAAGUCCGAAAAAUGACCAAAUAAUUAGUCCCCGACCUGCCUCAACUGUAUGUCCCUUAGAAGAAAUAAGUUCUCAUGUACCUAAUACCCCGCCUACAUCCAUCACUAAAUCACAAUCCUUGCCGCCGGUAGUGCAACCUAUACAGCCGCCUACAAUUAUGCAUCCUCAACCAUCGCCGGGAUCACACAAUCACUUAGAUCAUCUACCUACGCCAGGCCAAUUACCUCCAUCAAUGCAUCAUAGAGACGAUUUCUUUAUAGAGAGAUUUCCAUUAAAUUUUACAAAGACUCUGUCACCGGAAAGGCAUUCGCCCAUAAGAUCACCUGCUCACAUGCCUCGGGCGCCUUUCUUCAAUCCCAUGAAACCUCAUGAUAUGGCUUUACUACCACGCCCGCAUAGCAAUGAUAAUUCUUGGGAGAACUUUAUUGAAAUUUCCAAUUCUUCGGAAACAAUGAAGCUGAAAGAAUUAAUGAAGAACAAAAAAAUCACGGAUCCCAACCAAUGUGUGGUAUGUGAUCGGGUCCUCUCAUGUAAGAGUGCGCUGCAAAUGCAUUAUCGCACUCACACUGGCGAAAGACCUUUUAAAUGCCGUAUUUGUGGGCGAGCCUUUACAACAAAAGGCAACUUAAAGACUCACAUGGCUGUGCAUAAAAUAAGGCCCCCUAUGCGUAAUUUUCAUCAGUGUCCCGUGUGUCACAAGAAAUACUCGAAUGCACUGGUUUUACAGCAACAUAUACGUUUGCACACGGGGGAGCCAACUGAUUUGACUCCCGAACAAAUACAAGCAGCGGAAAUUCGCGAUCCUCCACCCUCAAUGAUGCCUGGAGCUUUCAUGAAUCCUUUUGCGGCGGCUGCAUUUCAUUUUGGCAUGCCGGGACCUCCAGGUCUGGCACCAAUGGGUGUACCCCACAAUGGCACCUUAGGUUCUGAAUCGUCGCAAGGUGACAUGGAUGAUCAAAUGGAUUGCGAAAAUGAUUUUGAUGACGACAUCUCCUCGGAGCAUAUGUCCAAUAGUAACGAUAUGGAGAGCAGUGAAAGACCGAAAUCAGGAGACGAUUUCAAAGGCUUAUUAUUUGAGCAAAAGCUGAGAAUUGAUUCGGCAGGCGUGGUAAAUACAAAUCCUAGACCACAUUCAGUCACCAGCGAGGCAAAUUCAGUUAGUUCUGCUUCAACUAGCCCCAACAAUGCAAUGAGUAAACAUCCGGUUUCGUUAAGGUCAAGUUCACCGGUGCGAUCAGCUCUUGAAAGUUCACAUGGAGCUUUAGACUUGACACCACGUCCGGGACCUUCUUCAGCUAAUAGCAGCAUUACUGCACGCUCGCCGUUACCUGCAAUGACUAACAAACGGUCUCCUUCGCCACUUACUAGCAGCAAUGUUAAGAGUCCCAAAUUGCCACAAAUUAGUCCCACGACAAUGCCUCCCACCGGUGCAGUUGAUUGUUUACCACCUAGCUUACAUCAUCACCUACAACAACAACAUCAUCUAAUUCAACAGCAAGCUGCUUUAGCUGCUGCCCAACAUCAUCAACAAAUGCAACAUAACGCUGUUGUGGCCAUGCAUCAAGAACAAAUGCGUCGUGAGGCAGCUCAAGCUCAUGCUCAUGCUCAUCACGCUCACGCUCAUGCUCAUGCGCAAGCGCAAGUACAGCAAUCGAUACAAUCUCCUCGUCAAACACCUGUUAAUAUAGUAACGUCAGUACAAUCAACACCGCAACAAAAUCAACAACAGCCAGUGAACGUAACAACGGCAUCACCUCAGGCCCCGCAACCACCAAAUCCAUUAUUAGCCGCGCCACGACCGCCAUUUGGCAUGUUUCCCAAUCUCCCGCUGUUUCCACCGGCUUCUACGCAGAAUAUGUGCACAGCGAUGAACACGAUAGCGCAGUCUGUUAUGCCAGCGUCACCAUUCAAUCCUCUAGCACUACCAGGCGUUAGAGGUAGCACUACCUGCGGCAUUUGCUAUAAAACAUUCCCCUGCCAUUCAGCCUUGGAAAUCCAUUAUAGAAGUCACACCAAGGAAAGACCAUUCAAAUGUAACAUCUGUGAUCGUGGCUUUACUACUAAGGGCAAUCUUAAGCAGCACAUGCUGACCCAUAAGAUACGUGACAUGGAACAAGAAACUUUUCGUAAUAGAGCAGUGAAGUAUAUGAGUGGUGGCUGUAAAGAAGAUUGAAAGCAACUUUGCUGUCCGUGCUGCCCUAAAAAUUAAGUAAGUCUCUCGGUUGUAAUCAAACUGCAGUUUGUAGAUAAAGAUAGCACUUACAUAGAGAAAACAAUUUGCUGCUUAUUUGAGAGUUCGAAUUUGAGAAGAAAAUGGCUCGUUUAAGACCACAAUAACUAACAAUUUUUAAUAUUGUCUCGUAUGAUACAAAUGUUUCGUUCUGGUAAAAUUAAACAUUUUUCAAGGUUUUUCAAAACUCAAAACUUUACCCACCAUUGGCUAAAGAUUUGGAAUAUCGGAUAAAGCGGUUGCCAUUGCGUGCAUUUUGUGUGUAUCCGAUCGGCUUUAUUUUGGGGUAAUAUUGUAGAAUUGUAUUAGAAUGAAACAUUUGAUAAAUCAUGAUACAUUGUUGGUUAACAAAGUCAAAAGAUUUGACAUACUCUCCAUUUAGAAUAACUCUCGCAUUAAAAUGAUCUCACCCGCUCAUCAUUAAAGCAUAAAAGAGAAGAACAAAUAUUGUUGUUCUUAAAUCAACUUUAAGCAUAUUGCAGCAUAUGCCAAAAUAAGCAUUUAAACGAAUACACUCAGACAAUUAAAAUGCAAUGUGAAGCCGAUUAGUAAAGAACUAAAACAAAAUUUAUUGCAUAAAAUAGAUAAUUAUCGACAAAAGGUCAGACUUGUCUAAUAUUUAAUUUUCUUCUUCAUAAACUCAGGCAGCCUUUACUUUUGAGAAAACAUUCAUAGGAAUUGUUUCAAAGUCUUGGAUGAUCAAAGCGACCGUUGUUAUCUGUUUACGAAAAUCACAUUCUAUCUAGAUUUACUUGAUAGUAAACGAAUUAAUCUGCUUCCCAACAGAGUUGUAAGGUUCGGCCACGAGUUAGAUAGACCAGCCACGAACCAUGUUGAAUGCUAUAGCAUCAAAUCGGAGUGUCAGAAGUUGAAAAAAUAAAAUAAGCUCAAGUUAAUAGCGAUGCUUCCUAACGGAAACGUUUUUAUUAUACUUAUCACCGAAAGAUCAUUUGAUAAAAACGUUUGCAACGGCCAGAAGAAGGCUUCAGCAAGUAUAAAAUUCUGUAUCGAUCUAAGCAUAUCCCUCUAUCCUUUCGUCUGUUUUUUUGUGUUGUGUAAUGUCUGCUAUAAACAUGCCAAAAUCGAGCUAUGUACUUGGAGUUUGGCAGAAAUAGCAGCUUGUGCACGCAGGUUGAUACUGAAAGUGGCCCAAGCCAGGCGAAGGGCAAGCUUACAGUACCUCCUAAACUGAGAAUAUAUCUUUUUUUUUUCGAAAGAAGUAAAAAUUUGACUUUCUUCCCUUAUGUCGCCUACAACUUAGUAGAAGAAUUUUAAUGCGAUCUAAGCUUUUCAUCGGGUAUCUACAACGCCCACACGCCUAAGCAACCAAAGCUGUGAACAUCAUUCCUGUCCAAAUGGCAUACAAAAUCUCCGCUAUAGUAUAAAAUAUGAAAAUUUAGUCUAAUCAUAACCGAAUAGGAUUGUCUUACUUGUUUUAUUAUUCACCCGUUCAACUGCAAAAUCUAUACAGAUCGACGUUGUUCUACUGUUCAAGAAGUAUUGAGCUCUCGGCCAACAGGGGGUGGAUAAAAUUCGGUCUUUCACAACGAAUUGUGGAACAAUUUUUUGCAAUACAAAAACUGUGGGUAAAAAAAGCAUAUUGCGAGUUCCAUAGUAGUAGGGAAAUAGAAAGCUUCUACAUUUAUUAUAGCGAACCGGAUGAAAACGGAAAAAACUUUAAAAUUUAUUACCUUUAAACCAAUUUUUGCCAAUUGAGGUAUAAAUUAUAGUAACUUUUAAAGCCGUGCGAAAAAGGUUACGAUUUUUUUCCAAUGAUCCCUUUGCCCUUCCCCCUCCAUAGGUUUUGCCAUCAUCUUUCGCCGACAAUGAAAGCAUCUCUUAAGGACGGAUUGAAACAUUGGGACUUGUGAACAUAGGUUUUGAAGGAAUCGAUUUAUUGAAAAUGAUUUGCGAUCGCGGGCCCUACACUCUUAACAAACUUUAGUUAGUGAGGUGGAAAAGGGUUUUUUCUUAACACGCGCUUCAUUUGAACUAAACCAUAAGGCGUCUUCUUAGGCAACUAAUCUAAUCUAUAACGAAAACUGUCUGACACGAAGUAAGUUUCGCUGGCGAAGCUGCAAUUUUUUUUUAAUUAUCAAAAGUUGAACACAAUUAGAUUAACAUGUAUAUAUAUACACUCAGAUCCC